Acanthamoeba castellanii str. Neff is the source of this 1422-nucleotide messenger RNA. RefSeq names its product hydrolase, alpha/beta fold domain containing protein. The record is from RefSeq and is a predicted model, not a curated record. Lineage: Eukaryota; Discosea; Longamoebia; Acanthamoebidae. Bases 1 to 1422 code for a protein of 473 amino acids. The transcript has 8 exons.
AUGCAUGCCACCCCCCGUGCAUCCCUCGGCGCCGACAAAGCUCAUCCCCUCAGCGGCGAGGACGGGAGCCAACCACAGCCGCACACAGAAGCCGAGGCCCAAUCCUCCACGAGCAGUAGCGGCAGCAGCAUGAGGGUAGCGGCUACCACGACCUCGCGUUCCUGGUGGGGCUGGUGGGGCACUCCCGCAGCCACCACCACCACAAGCAGCAGCAGUACGGGUACAACAAGCGCUCCUACUCCUACUACAUCUACCGGAAUGGGGUGGACAGGAUGGGUCGGAGGCUGGUGGAAGGGUUGGCGCCCCACCUCCCCGGCUCUCCUUGCCCAAGCCGAGGCGCGCAUGCUCCACCGCGUGGCAGGGCGGGUCGAAGUGGAGGAGGUGGAGGUGGACGGGGAGGACGUCCACGUACCGCACACGGUGCACACCAUCCGCCUGGGCCAGGGGCCGCCCCUCGUGCUCGUCCACGGGUUCGCCGCUGCCGUCGGACACUGGGCAUGCAACCUGGACGAACUGGCUAAGCAUCACACAGUGUACGCCAUCGACCUCGUGGGCUUCGGGCGGAGCUCCCGCCCCGCCUUCACGCCAGAGAGCCCGGAGCACGCGGAGCACUUCUUUGUGGCGUCGAUCGAAGGCUGGCGCAAGAAGGUUGGUCUCGACCGCUUUGCGCUCCUCGGUCAUUCGUUCGGGGGCUACCUGGCGGGCUGCUACAGCCUGCGGCAUCCGGAGCACGUGGACGCACUCAUCCUUGCGGAUCCGUGGGGGCUGCCGCGGCGCACGGCAGAGGACGUGGCGAAAGCAGCCAAGAUGUCCUGGCGCUGGCGUCUGGCCAAGAACAUCCUCCAGAACUUCUCGCCCCUCGCGGCCAUCCGCGUCGCUGGCCCGUAUGGACCGGGCUUGAUCCACCGAGUGAGGCCGGACCUGAGCAGCAAGUGGGUGCACUACCACAAAGAGGAAGGGACGAGUGAGGUCAUCCAGGAGGAGGAAGAGGAGGAGGAGGAGGAGGAGCGUGUGCCUACGAGUAGGGAUGAAGCUCCGACCGCAGCAGGAGCAGCGUCUCUCUCGCUGCCCCCAGUCAUCGACUACGUGUACCACAGCAACGCUCAGCUGCCUCCCACCGGCGAGCUCGCCUUCCACAAAAUGAUGAACCCGAUUGGCUGGGCAGCCCGUCCUUUGUGUGACCGCCUCCACCACCUGGACGCUUCCAUACCCGUCACUUUCCUGUACGGGGAGGAGUCGUGGAUGGACCCGCGGGCAGCGGUGGAAGUGAUGCGUCAGAUUGAAAACCAGGCCGACAUUGUGAUCAUCCCUCGUGCGGGGCACCACGUGUACAUAGACAACGUACCCUUCUUCAACAGAGCGGUUCUUAAGGCCACGGGCGGGUCAGACCGUCUGGGAGACACCAACAAGGAGCAAGCAUAA